AUGGAUGCUGAAAGUCAAGUAAACAUAACUCCAAUGGAGGAUUGGGCGAAUUCUUCUAGACUUGCUUGUGAAUUCUCAAACUGCCGCAACAACUUUCCAGACCUGGAGGACAGCACCAAGCUGGUGGGAGUGCAAGUGAUCCUCAUCUUGGCUUACAGCACCAUCAUACUGUUCGGAGUCAUCGGAAACUCCCUGGUGAUAUACGUGGUGUACAAGUUCAAAACUCUGCACACCGUCACCAAUUUUUUCAUCGUGAACCUGGCUGUAGCGGAUCUGCUAGUGAAUACUCUAUGUCUGCCCUUUACUUUGAUCAACACUCUCCAUGGGGAGUGGAGGUUUGGCCAGGCAUUGUGCUUCAUGCUGCCCUUCUCCCAAGGCAUGGCCGUGCACGUUUCCACCAUCACGCUCAACAUCAUCGCCCUGGACCGCCACCGGAGCAUCGUCUACCACCUGGAGACCAAGAUGUCAAAGGAAAUGUGUGCCGCUGUCAUCAUCAUGACGUGGGCCAUAAGCGCAGUCCUGGCCAGCCCGCUCGCCAUCUUCCGGGAGUACGGGACGUUUGACCUUUCGCCCGAGCAGUCCAUUCAGGUUUGCACGGAAAAGUGGCCAGGGAGCGGCAUGGACGGGACCAUCUAUAGUAUCUCCAUGCUCCUGCUCCAGUACUGCCUGCCGCUGGCCAUCAACUCCUUCGCCUACAUCCGCAUCUGGAGUAAGCUGAAGAACCACGUGAGUCCUGCAGGGAGGAACAACCGCCACCAGCGCAAGAGGAAGACCACUAAGAUGCUGGUGAUCGUGGUGGUGGUGUUUGCAGUGAGCUGGCUGCCUCUCCACGCCUUCCAGCUGGCCAUUGACAUUGACAACAGUGUCUUGGAAAUGAAAGACUUCAAGCUGCUUUUCACCAUGUUCCACAUCGUGGCCAUGUGCUCGACCUUCGUCAACCCCAUCCUCUAUGGGUGGAUGAACAACAACUACCGGACUGCGUUUCUGUCUGUGUGUAAAUGCAGCCAACCUGUCAAUUCUGGGUCGAGGAACAUCAUGAGCAGAAAGACACUGAGGGAAAAAGACAUGAGCGAUACAGAUUUCAAAGCGACUAAAGUCUGA
Molecule: messenger RNA, 1101 nt
Organism: Oncorhynchus keta (chum salmon)
Lineage: Eukaryota; Metazoa; Chordata; Actinopteri; Salmoniformes; Salmonidae
Product: neuropeptide Y receptor type 2-like
Exons: 1
Coding region: 1-1101 (366 amino acids)
Biological process (GO): G protein-coupled receptor signaling pathway
Cellular component (GO): membrane
Molecular function (GO): neuropeptide Y receptor activity
Source: RefSeq, a predicted model, not a curated record